Messenger RNA from Cutaneotrichosporon oleaginosum, 4797 nucleotides. RefSeq lists its product as uncharacterized. Lineage: Eukaryota; Fungi; Basidiomycota; Tremellomycetes; Trichosporonales; Trichosporonaceae. The record is from RefSeq and is a predicted model, not a curated record. Gene Ontology annotation, molecular function: lipid binding.
AUGGCUCAAGACCCCUAUCCCGGUGCAGCACAGGCUGCCAACAUCAACCCCAAGGAUGUCGCUCCCAGCAGUCUAAACAAGCGCCAGCAGGAGGCCGUGGCCAACGUCGUGGCUCACGACGCUGCCAAGGGUGCCACCGUCUACAGCUUUGACCCCAAGGCAUCGCCUGAGGAGAAGACCGAGGUCGCGGGUUCGAAGAGAGGCGGCCUGAAGGGCGUCUUCGGUGCUCCCAAGGCCCUCGGCCGAGGAGUUGUCAGUGUCGGCCAGGGUGUUGGCAAAGGCGUAGGCGCGGUCGGCAAGGGUGCUGUCCAGGGCGUCGGCGCUGUGGGCGGCGCUGCCAUUCAUGGCGUCGGCGCUGUGGGCAAGGGUGCGACCGGCGUCGUGACCGGUGUCGGUGGUGCUGCCAUCGGCGGUGUCGGUGCUCUCGGCGGCCAGGCCAAGAACGUCCUCGGCUCGAUGCCGGGUAUGGGCGCACUCAAGGAUGAUCCCAAGAACAGUGCUCGUGCCGUCGCCAUUGACACGUCGACCGCUGGCUCCGCCCCGAAGCCUACCGUUUCCCUCGCGGACGCCAAGAAGGCAUCGGCCCCCACUGAGGACGACAUUCCUGGUACCAUCCCCAAGACUGUCCUGCCCGGCAUCCCGGAAUGGAUGGGGAUCGGUUGGAAGGAAGUCGCUGGCAUCGCGGGGCAGGGCAGGCCCGACGCUCAGACUGCCCAAGAACUGAGCAUUCUUAGCGGCUUCCUCAAGGAGCAGUAUUAUGGCUCGUGGUAUCACAAUGCCGGCGUCAUCUUUUUCGCUGUCCUAGCGACCCGCUUCGUGACGUGGCUCCGCUUCGGCUGGGGCUCGCUGUUUAUCAUUCUGGCUACUUGCGCCACCUAUUACUCUCUUUCGAUUAAGCGUACCCGUCAGCGCGCUCGCGACGACAUUCAGCGCGAGCUGAGCAAAACCCGCUUGAUGACCGAGAACGAGUCUGCCGGCUGGCUGAACAGCUUCCUCGAGCGCUUCUGGCUGAUCUACGAGCCCGUUCUUUCCAAAACCAUUGUCGAUGGCGUUGCCCCCGCCCUAGAGGCCAACUGCCCGAGCUUCCUCGACUCGCUCAAGCUCACCACCUUCACUCUCGGCAACAAGGCGCCCCGCAUCGACUACGUCCGUACAUUCCCCAGGACUCCCGACGACAUUGUUGUCAUGGACUGGGCCCUCUCAUUCACUCCCACCGACGAUUCGGACAUCCCUCCCAAUCAGGCCGAGCACCGCACUAAGCCAAGGAUCGUUCUCGAGAUCCGUGUCGGCAAGGGCAUGGUUUCGACGGGCAUGCCCGUCCUCCUCGAGAACAUCUGCUUCUCGGGCCGCAUGCGUAUCAAGAUGACGCUCAUUAACAACUUCCCGCACAUUCAGAAGGUCGAGAUUAGCUUCCUCGAGCAGCCCACGUUCGACUAUGUUCUCAAGCCCAUUGGAGGUGACACCCUUGGGUUCGACAUCAACAGCAUUCCUGGACUUGCCCCAUUCAUCCGCGAUCAGGUUCACUCGAACCUUGGCCCCAUGAUGUACGACCCUAAUGUCUUUACGCUCGACCUCGAGCAGAUGAUGGCUGGCUCGCCUCUCGACGCCGCCAACGGUGUUCUUAAGGUCCAGAUCAUCGAUGCCAAGGACCUCAAGGGCGCCAAGUUUGGUGGCGGUGACCCGGACCCGUAUGUCUCGCUCUCUGUCGGCGCCAGCGAGGCAGUGGCCCGCACCAGAACCAUCGAGUCGUCCACGUCUCCCACCUGGAACGAAACUCAGUUCGUCCUCAUCAAGUCGCUCAACGACAUGCUCAGCCUUAACGUCAUGGACUACAACGAAAUGCGCUCCGAUGCUCUUCUCGGAACGGUCAACCACGAACUUCUCACGCUCGCCGAGGACGCCGAGCAGGAGGGCAUCGUUGGCCGCAUCUUGGACGCGGGCAAGGACCGUGGGGAGAUGCGCUACAACCUCUCCUACUACCCAGCUAUUCUCCCGGAGAAGAACCCCGACGGCACGUUCCAGCCUCUUCCCGAUGUUCCCUCCGGAAUUGCACGUCUCGAGAUUCUUCAAGCUAAGGACUUCGGCCUCGGCAACGACAUCAGCGCCAAGGCUCUCAUCUACCUCGGCAAGGGCAAGGUUCCCAUCCACGAGACCAAGGUUGUCAAGAAGAACGCCUCGCCUGGCUGGAACGACCACGUAGAGUUUAUCUGCGCCGACAAGAACGCUUCUGUCAUCACCGCUCGCGUCAUCGACACCAAGUCUGAGCGUGAGAUCGGUCGCGUCGCUGUUCGCCUCGCCGACAUUCUGGAAGGCAAGGCGAAGGGCAACGACUGGUUCCCCCUGUCCGGCUCCAAGGGUGCCAAGAUCCGUCUCACCGCGGCCUUCAAGCCUGUCAACCUCCCAGGAUCUAUUGACGGCGCCAGCACCUACGUUCCUCCUAUCGGCGUCCUCCGUAUCCACCUCAAGAACGCUGUUGACGUUAAGAACGUUGAGGCGAUGGGCAAGUCGGACCCGUACGCCAAGGUCAUGGUCGGCUCCAAGACGUUUGCCCGCACGGAGGUCUGCGACGAUACCCUUAACCCCACCUGGGACCAGAUCGUUUACGUUCCAGUCCACAGCCUCAAGGAAAGGGUCACAAUCGAACUCAUGGACUACCAGAACAUCGGCAAGGACCGCAGCCUCGGAAGCGUUACUCUCAAUGUCUCGGAGACGGCCAUUGAGAACCCAAGCAACACGGCUUAUCCCUACCAGUCCACCGGUCGUCGCUCCCUUUCAGAGCGCAUCUUCCUCGGCAAGAACAAUCAGUACAAGGGCACUCUCAACUUUGACGUUGACUUUAACCCAGCCAUGUCGCUGCGCGGUGGUGUCUCGUUUGACGCCAAGGCGAACGACGUCCAGGAGGCUGCUCAGGCUGCUGUCAGCGCCAACGGUAGCUCGCCUAACGGCACAACCGGGGAGGCUGGCGCGAUGGAGACUCUUAGCGACACUCCUUCCGAUGCUAAGGCGGCUCCCAAGGACAAGGAUGGCAACCCCAUCAAGGAGGAGGAGACUGCGGCUGCCGACCCCGAAAAGGGCGUUGUCAUGACCCCCGAGCAGCUGGUCCAGUCGCAGUCCGGCGUUCUGGUGUUCCAGGUCAUCGAGGGCACGCUCGCGCGCAAGGGUGCUCUCGAGAUCCUCUUCGACGACGGCUACUGGCCUGCUUACACGUCGGAGCGCGCUCGCAGUGCUCACCAGCGCUGGGACCAGGUCGGCGAGGGCUUCGUACGGGAGCUUGACUUCGGUCGCACCUGGCUUCGUAUCAACGCUAACGACGAUGACGAGAAGGAGGACAUUGUCGCUGAGGUCCAAAUGGAAACCCGCGAGUUCCUCGAGCAGGCCCUGAACAAGGAGGCGACAUUCAUUCUCUCGGACCCCAAGGGCAACGGUGGCCGCAGCUCUGUCAAAAUGAGCGCUCGCUACGUCCCCGUCGACAUCCAGCUCACUCCCCGCGAGAGCAUGAACGACCAGGGCAUGCUCUCAGUGACCCUCGUCGGCGGCAAGGGCCUCAAAGGCGUGGACCGCGGUGGCAAGUCGGACCCGAAUGUCACCUUCCUCUUGAACGAUGUCAAAGUCUUCAAGUCGGAGACGAAAAAGAAGACCCGUGACCCUCAGUGGAACGAGCAGUUUGAGACGGUUGUGCCAUCACGUGUUCGGUCGCGGUUCAUCGCGCAGGUCAAUGAUUGGGACCGUGUCGGGAGUGCCACACCAAUGGGUGACGCUGUGAUCGACCUUGCCGCCAUGGAGCCCUUCCAGCCUUCCAACAUUGACGUUCCGGUUAUGCACAACGGCGAGAGCCAUGGCACCCUUCAGCUCCAGAUGGUCUUCCGCCCCAUGAUUAUCGCGCGUCACAGGACCAACACCAACGCCUUCGGUAGCGCCGGUAGAGCCAUCACCAGCAUUGGUGGUGCGGCUCUUGGCGCACCCGUGGCCGUCGGCAAGGGCGUUGUAGGGGGCGUGGGCCGGGGUGUUGGCACUGUCGUCGGUGCGCCCGGCCGCCUCUUCGGCAGGAACAAGAACCGCUCCGCGUCCGUCACUCAGAACCAGCCACAGGAGAUCUUGCGCGAGGUGGAUGAGAACCCGUCCGUGAGCGGUUCGCAUCUUGCUGUCCCGGGCUACGAGCUUGGCCAGGGCCAGUCUCCCCAGGCCAGCGCAGGUCAGGUCUCGGCUCCAGCGGGUACCAGCGGUGGUUCGCUGCCUGUCGGCCAGGAGGCUACCACCCUUCCUCCCGGUGCCGCCGAGGCCCCGCAGGAACCUGGCACUCUCACCGUCUCCGUUCUCAGCGUCAAGGAUGUGCAGCCGCAGGGUUCGCACUCAGCAUCGGCGCUGAAGCCUUACGUUGCAGUCCGUGUUGGACACAAGUCCCAAAAAACCGACCAUAUCAAGGGUACAGAGGGCGACUUUAAUGAGACCUUCGGCUUCAACCUUGCGCCUGGCACGACUCAGCUGUCCCUCAGCGUUUACGACAAGCACACCCUCGGCAAGGACACCGAGCUGGGCGAGGCGGUCGUUGACAUCUGGCGGCACCUCCAGCCCGCCAUCCCGACUGCUGACGUCUUCGUCGAGCUCACCCAGGGCUCGGGCCAAGUCAAGCUCCGCCUUGACUGGCAGGCCGGUACUCUUCAGCGAGGCAUGUCGCGUAUUCGUAGCCGCACCCCUAGUGUAAGCUCCAGGCAAGGCAUCGUGCCCGAGACUCCGCGCUCGAGCAAGUUUGCGUUGACCCCCACCAAGAGCAUUGCCAACGGUCAGAGUGCCCAGUAA